Molecule: messenger RNA, 2019 nt
Organism: Elgaria multicarinata webbii
Lineage: Eukaryota; Metazoa; Chordata; Lepidosauria; Squamata; Anguidae
Gene: RCN1
Product: reticulocalbin 1
Exons: 6
Coding region: 207-1193 (328 amino acids)
Cellular component (GO): endoplasmic reticulum
Molecular function (GO): calcium ion binding
Source: RefSeq, a predicted model, not a curated record
GAAGCCAGGCGAGUCCUGCUGGUCAGUGUGCUCAGCCUGAGACACGUGCAUGCUUUUGCAGGUAAAGCAGCCAGCGUGAGUUGCCUUGAUCCUUCCGGUGCUGCAGGCGAGAAAGUUUCUACCGCUUUCGAAUUCCUGCUGUGCGGCCCCUCGCCCCCGCCCCACCGCACCUCGGGGGACAGAUCGCACUUUGCCCGGGCGAAACAAUGGGCUUGAAAGAAACUCUUCGCCGCCUCGCGGUGGGGCUGAUGCUGCUGGUGUUUUGCAGCCGGGGGUCCUUCGGCGUGCCCACUUUUAGGAAGGAAAGAGCCGUGCAUCCCGACCCCGAGCUCACGGAUCGGCAGCACGAAGACAACCAGAGCUUCCAGUACGACCACGAGGCCUUCCUGGGCAAAGAAGAAGCCAAAACUUUCGAUCAACUCACCCCAGAAGAAAGCAAAGAAAGACUGGGGAAAAUUGUCAAUCGAAUCGAUGAUAACAAAGAUGGCUUCGUGACAGCAGAGGAAUUGAAAAACUGGAUUAAACGAGUGCAGAAACGCUACAUCUUUGAAAAUGUGGCUAAGGUCUGGAAGGAUUAUGACCUCAACAAAGACAAUAAAAUUUCCUGGGAAGAAUACAAACAAGCCACAUACGGCUAUUACCUAGAAAAUCCAGCAGAGUUUCAAGAUGCAACAGAGCAGCACAGUUUUAAAAAAAUGCUGCCCAGGGAUGAAAGAAGAUUCAAAAGAGCUGACCUGGAUGGUGACUCAGAAGCCACCCGUGAGGAGUUCACAGCUUUCCUUCACCCGGAAGAAUUUGAGCAUAUGAAAGACAUCGUUGUUCUCGAAACACUGGAGGACAUAGACAAAAAUGAAGAUGGAUUUGUGGAUCAAGAUGAAUACAUUGCGGAUAUGUUUGCCCAUGAAGACGGCGGUCCAGAACCUGACUGGGUAAUAACGGAACGUGAACAGUUUGCGGAUUUUCGGGAUCUAAACAAAGAUGGGAAGAUGGAUAAAGAGGAGAUUCGGCACUGGAUUCUCCCACAGGACUAUGAUCAUGCACAAGCCGAAGCCAGGCACUUAGUCUAUGAAUCAGAUGUAGACAAGGACCAAAGGUUAACCAAAGAAGAGAUUCUGGACAACUGGAAUAUGUUUGUUGGAAGCCAAGCUACAAAUUAUGGAGAAGACCUCACAAAAGACCAUGAUGAACUAUGAUAAGUCUUUGAAAAUCAAAUACAUCAGAGACUUGAGUCUGGUUUUCCUGUACAUGACCAAAAUAACAUUGGUUAUUUUGACAGACUGGUUUUGCACACACACACACAUAUAUAUUUUUACAAAGCUAUUCUAUUAGCACCGUUGAAUGCAGUAGUUACCACUUCUUUUUUAUUUGCACAUUUAAUGAUAGAUUUCAACAUAAUUUGGGAAAUGCACUUUCCAAUUACAGCUUGAUACACUUUCACCUCAAUCCUAAAUACGUGAACUUGGACUUCAUACUGAAAUCAGUGAGACUUAACUAGCAAAAUGCAGUAAGAUGGACCAGCUGUAUGCAGUAUAUCCAUUGCUGUCCUACACUACUUCCCACUGGAGGUGGUGGUUGUCAGCUUGAAUGUUGCAGCGCUUCCUCAUGGCAUCUCAAGGAGAAAGGUAGGUUAGACAUUUCUCCCUGACGUGCUGGAUUUCUUGGUAUGGGGAUUUCCCCCUUCAUGUGGGAGAGCAUUCAACCCUUUUGAUCUGUCACCUACAACAGCAGAAACAUCGCAUGAAGUGAGAGGCCUUGUACAGCUGCUUUUCCCAAUCUGGCACUCUCCAGAUGUGUUGGACUACAACUCCCAUCAUCCUCAGCCAGCACAAUGGUGGCCAUGCUCAUUGGGGAUUAUGGGAGUUGUAUCUUGAGGGCAUCCGGUUAGGGAAGGCUGGUGUACAGUAACUCUUUAUUCUAAGUGUACGUGCUCCGGAUCUCCUUCUAUACAGAAAACCAGGAGCAGAGCAGGAGUAUGUAUAGUCAGUGCUGCACUCAUGGUGCCUUUGUCAGCAGGCAGAU